Chanos chanos (milkfish) is the source of this 2505-nucleotide messenger RNA. RefSeq names its product minichromosome maintenance complex component 6 (gene mcm6). Bases 1 to 2505 code for a protein of 834 amino acids. Gene Ontology annotation, biological process: mitotic DNA replication; double-strand break repair via break-induced replication; DNA replication initiation. Gene Ontology annotation, cellular component: MCM complex; nucleus. The record is from RefSeq and is a predicted model, not a curated record. Lineage: Eukaryota; Metazoa; Chordata; Actinopteri; Gonorynchiformes; Chanidae. The transcript is spliced from 17 exons. Gene Ontology annotation, molecular function: ATP binding; single-stranded 3'-5' DNA helicase activity; single-stranded DNA binding.
AUGGAUCUUGCGGAGCCUGCAGCAGAGAAUCCUGGACAGAUGGUCAAGGACGAAUUGGCAGAGAAAUGCCAGAAGUUAUUUCAGGCUUUUUUGGAAGAGUUUCAGAAUAGCGACGGCGAGGUGAAGUACCUACGGGAUGCGGAGGAGUUGAUCCGGCCCGAGCGGAACACUCUGCUGGUGAGCUUCACGGACCUGGAGGGGUUUAACCAGGAACUCGCCACCACCGUUCAGGAAGAGUUUUACAGAGUGUAUCCCUACCUGUGCCGGGCCGUGAGAAACUUUGCCAGGGAUCAUGGGAACAUUCCUGUUUCCAAGGAAUUCUAUGUUGCCAUUCAGGAUUUGCCGACAAGACACAAGAUACGUGAGCUGACCACGCUCCGGGUCGGGUCCCUGACGAGAAUCAGCGGGCAGGUUGUCCGUACCCACCCGGUCCAUCCGGAGCUGGUGAGCGGAACCUUCCUGUGCCUGGACUGCCAGGGCGUAAUCCGUGACGUGGAGCAGCAGUUCAAAUACACGCAACCCAACAUCUGCCGUAACCCCGUCUGCAACAACCGCAAACGCUUCCUCCUGGACACCAACAAGUCCAAGUUCAUCGACUUCCAGAAGGUGCGUAUCCAGGAGACGCAGGCGGAGCUGCCUCGGGGUUCCAUCCCGCGCAGCAUGGAGGUGAUCCUGCGGGCGGAGGCGGUGGAGUCAGCCCAGGCAGGAGACAAGUGUGACUUCAUCGGUUCACUUAUCGUGGUGCCGGACGUAGGCCAGCUGGCCACCCCAGGCGUACGUGCGGAGACCAGCUCUCGUACCGCCGGCACGCAAGGCUACGAGAACGAGGGCGUACGCGGGCUCAAAGCGCUGGGCGUCAGAGAACUCUCUUACAAACUGGCCUUCCUGGCUUGUCACGUGACGCCCACCAAUCCCAGGUUUGGUGGGAAGGAGAUUCGGGAUGAGGAACAGACGGCGGAGAGCAUUAAGAACCAGAUGUCGGUGAAAGAGUGGGAGAAAGUGUUUGAGAUGAGUCAAGACAAGAACCUGUACCACAACCUGUGCACCAGCCUGUUCCCGACCAUACACGGCAACGACGAGGUGAAGAGAGGCAUUCUGCUCAUGCUCUUCGGAGGGGUCCCCAAAACCACUGUGGAGAGCACGUCCCUGAGGGGUGACAUUAACGUGUGCAUCGUGGGGGACCCCAGCACGGCCAAGAGCCAGUUUCUCAAGCACGUGGAGGAGUUCAGUCCGAGAGCGGUGUACACCAGCGGAAAAGCGUCGAGCGCUGCCGGUCUCACGGCCGCCGUUGUCCGAGACGAGGAAUCGCACGAGUUUGUCAUUGAGGCUGGAGCUCUCAUGCUGGCAGACAACGGAGUGUGCUGUAUCGAUGAGUUUGAUAAGAUGGAAAUGAGAGACCAGGUGGCUAUUCAUGAAGCCAUGGAGCAACAGACUAUCUCCAUCACCAAAGCAGGAGUCAAGGCCACUCUGAACGCCCGCACGUCCAUCCUUGCCGCGGCGAAUCCGGUGGGCGGGAGGUACGACCGCUCCAAAUCCCUCAAACAGAACGUUAACCUGACGGCUCCAAUCAUGUCUCGCUUCGACCUGUUCUUCAUUCUGGUGGACGACUGUAAUGAGGUGACAGAUUACGCCAUUGCUAGACGUAUAGUCGACUUGCACUCCAGAGUGCAGGACUCCAUCGAGCGACUCUACACCCUGGACGAGAUCCGCAGAUACCUUCUCUUCGCCCGCCAGUUCAAACCCAAGAUCUCUAAAGAAUCAGAGGACUUCAUGGUGGAGCAGUAUAAGCGUCUGAGGCAGAGGGACGGCUCUGGAGUCACUAAGUCGGCCUGGAGGAUAACUGUCAGACAGCUGGAGAGCAUGAUCCGUCUGUCUGAGGCUAUGGCCCGUAUGCACUGCUGUGACGAGGUCCAACCCAAGCAUGUGAAGGAAGCUUUCCGGCUCCUCAACAAAUCCAUCAUUCGGGUGGAGACCCCUGACGUCAACCUAGACCAGGAGGAGGAGGAAGAGGCCAUGGAGGAAGAGGAGGACAACCAGAUGAACGGGCAUGACGUACCGAACGGAGUAAACGGACAGGUCGACGGACAGGUUAACGGACACGACCAUACCAACGGGGUGAACGGCCACGCGGUGAACGGUGAGAGCCAGACCGCGGCUAAAUCCUCGCUCCGACUGUCGUUCUCCGAGUACAAACGCAUCUCCAACCUGGUGGUUCUGCACCUGCGCAGAGCUGAAGAGAACGAGGAUGAGGAGGCUCUGAAGAAGAGUGCGGUGGUGAACUGGUAUCUGAAAGAGAUUGAGUCUGAGAUUGACUCUGAGGCAGAGCUCAUCAACAGGAAGACCGUUAUUGAGAAGGUCCUCCACAGACUGGUCCAUUAUGACUACAUCCUCAUCGAGCUGUCCCAGUCCGGGCUGAAGGCAUCCACAGAGUCCGGCCAAACCGAGGCGAUGCAGGCAGAUGAUGUGGUUUUGGUGGUGAAUCCUAACUACACUCUAGAGGACUAG